Messenger RNA from Bombus pyrosoma, 3370 nucleotides. RefSeq lists its product as uncharacterized. The record is from RefSeq and is a predicted model, not a curated record. The coding region runs from base 851 to 1705 and encodes 284 amino acids. NCBI's taxonomy places the organism in Eukaryota, Metazoa, Arthropoda, Insecta, Hymenoptera, Apidae. The transcript has 2 exons.
CACAAAGCGCUUCAAGUACCACUGGAUCCGUGCGAAUUUCAAGCUUUCUACGAUUUGAAAAUUCGUCGUGAACGGUUACACGAUCGCGAGAAUACCACGUGAUUACGCGCAACGACUGUCAAACGUUCUCUAGUGCGAACGCGUUGCGUGCAGUGCACUGAUUCCAGUCGAAUCGUACACUUCGAUCGAAACCUUCUCCUCGCUUCUCUCUCUCUCUCUCUCUCUCUCUCUCUCUCCCGAAGAAUCAGUUUGUAAAGAAGAACUUAACGCAAAAGUAGAAAGAAUUAAAGAAGGGAUAGUUGUUUAAUCGAUGUAAUUCGAGGGGAAAUAGAAGAAAAAAAAAGAAGAAGGAAAGGAGUAUAAAGAAAGAACUGCGUUGAAAACGAAUGUGAGUAAUUAUGAAAGAGUGGCGUCGAGCGCUUGUCGUGGUAGGGCCGCUUGUACAAGCACGAGCAAACCUCUGAUUGCUGGAGGGAGAAAGAUCUGGUCGGCAACAAGGUGGUUUGUGCAAACGCGUAGGUACGCGUUUCCAAAGGCAGGCAUACGAUCGACAUCUGACUACCAUCUGACGAUCGUCCGUUCGAGAAGCGGCCUGUGGACUCGUGUGGACUGGUGGCCCCUCAGUCGAACGUCGAGCGCGGUCAUCCACGCUACGUUUAUCUUACUUGUGCUCGCGUUCGUCGUUCGAUCGUAAGUCAACCGCGUGGCGAGAAGAUCGCGUUACGUUUUUUCAAAGACCGUACACCUAUAUAAAAACACGCAAUUUCGUAAGUGCAUGAAUUGAUCGAAAAGCCGAAGAUCGAUAUCCGAUCGACUUCCUUGGGAAUCGUAUCCGCGCGAACCAAGCAACAUGUCGGAUUUGGUCGGAUACUCGCAUGAUUUCCUCGCGGAAUUCAUUCACCUCUACCGUAGUUUCCGCUGCUUGUGGCAGGUCAGGUAUAGGGGAUACAAGGACAGGAUACUUCGAAAUCGUGCUUAUGACGCUCUCGUGCAAAAAUUGAGGGAGGUUAAUCCGAUCGCGGAUAAAGAGACUGUCAUACGAAAAAUCAACACGCUUAGAACCGCGUUCAGAAGGGAAUACAAAAAGGUGCGAAAUUCGCAAAAGAUGGUCCAGAAUCCUCGACUACGAUACAGAUCUUCGUUAUGGUACUACGAUAUUUUAAAGUUCGUAGCGGAACAAAACGAAACGAGUCCACUAGAUGAAGAGAGAGACAUUAAGAAUGCUUUGGCUAACCCAACGGAUCUCUCUCAAGAGGAGAUGAUGUCUGUGCAAACGGACGUAGACAAGAUCGAGCCACCGUCGCCUGUACCGUCCCCGGCAGCUAGCUCUGCUCCGGCGUUUCAACCGAUCAUCCUUGAAACCGAGGGCUCGUACGCCAGAAGAAUUUCCACCUCCGCAUCGGCCGAUCCUCUCAGAAGGAAAUGUCAUCAACAACCGGAAAGCUUUCAAGAUCGUCAGCCGAAGGACUCGACGUGUGAAAUCUCUCCGAGACAGUUUGCCAGUUCCGUAACGGACGACCAUUUCGAGACGUUUGGUCGUUAUGUGGCUGGCAAAUUGAGGAAAUCGAUGCCUCGUCAAAGUAUUAUCGCCGAGAAAGUAAUCGCGGAGGUCCUCUUGAGAGCUAAUCUCGGCACCUUGGAAGAAGCUACUUGUCUUACGGAAAAAGUACCUUCUCGUUGCUUCUUGGUAAUGGGCGAUCGUUGAAUAUCACCGAUCGAUCACCGGCGUCCGUUUCUCCCUCAUUUGUUCUCUCCAACACUCGCGAAUGUUUUGCGUUUGUUUACGCUGUUCAUCCCCUGUCUCGCCAUUAAGUUGCAUACCCGGUCGCAUCUUUGAUCCAAACUCAUGCGCGCGUUUGUAUCCAAUGGUCAGGGAAGAACAGCGGACCACCGGCUGCCGGUUGAACAAAACACAACCUCGACAAAUUUGCUCGCGAGAAUGGCAGACAGGUCGCAUUGCAGACCAGUCAAUUCUGGCAGCCAGCCAAUGAAACAAGACCUUUUGUUUUCCUACACGUGAAAAACCAGUGCACCACGAUACAUACGUAUUUUUCAUACGAAUAAACCAGUUUCUUUGUAAGCAGAUGAUAACGAUUUCUAUUUUUUUCUUCUCUUUUCCACUCGAGAUCAGUCCACGAUUCCAUAAUUAUUCGUUUUAUAGCAACAUUUAUAUCCUAAUUACGACUAGUCUCUUGAUACACCUUUUCCAGGAAUUUGCUAUUUCGUUUUCGCUUUCCCACAGCGAAUCCAUCCCGAUGAAUUCCAUCGCCCAACCUUGAUCCAAGUCGCUUUAAACCUUUCCAAUAAAAGCUUCGUGUAAUCAUCGGUCAGUUAGUUGUAUUACAUCCGAACCAGGUACCAUCGAAGUUCUCUUGCCGAUACGAUGGUUUAAGCUUAGACGAGAUACUGCAUCUUAGAUUACGUAGCCACCGUUGCAUUAAACCGGUCGCAUAGGAAAAUGACAUUAUCGAGACGUUAUAAUUAUCACUCGAAACGCAAUUACCCUUUGUGAUUCAAAGUUAGCUUAUUUAAUAACAAUAAAUUGUUUGAGAAAUUUUUUAUGUAUCAUGUUCUGUGUAUUGAAAUAAAAAGUUAACGGUUGACGAGGUGGCCGAGUGGUUAAGGCGUUGGACUGCUAAUCCAAUGUGCUCUGCACGCGUGGGUUCGAAUCCCAUCCUCGUCGGUGUUUUUCGUACCUUUUGUCCUUUUUUGUUUUCCCUAUUUUUAAUAUUUUCUUUCGAUCAUUCGAGUGUCUACCACUUUUCACUGUCAUCGAUAAAUACGUUUCAAUCAAGAAAAAAAUUAAAUUUGCUUAAAAAUUAGUAUAAAAGAAAAGAUCGAAUAAAAACUUUGCUGCACAAAGAGAGAAAGAUAGCGGCAGGUUGAUAUACAUACAUACAUAUAUGGAUAUAAUAACUUUAAAAGUAAAGUAUAAGAAUAAAUGUUGAGAUUCUGAAGGUUUCCGCCUAAAUUUGAAUUGCAUGGUUAACGUGGUUGCGUGGAACACCAUAGAUCAUAACCAAAAUGGUAGAAAAUUAUGCGUGUUCGUCGUCAAUGUUCUCGACAGGAUCUGAAAGUGGAUGGUAUGUUUGGUCAAACAAGAUUUUCGACCUAAGUUGCGUUGCGUUUAAAAAGACGCGUUUAUCAGAUGCGUUUCAGGAUCUAGAGAAGUUGCUCUACGUCGAGCAUUAACUUUCGAACAGUGUCGGAAGAACUAUAUCCAGAAACAUGUAUUAUUUAUCUAUAUACCGACAAGAUCUUAUGAGACACCAGAGAUAUAGCCAACUUUAGUUUGUUCUUGGAUAAAACCUUAGAAAGCCUCGUAAAACAAGAAAAUUGCUCUAAAAGUUUCAGGCGUUUACGUUACAGC